Messenger RNA from Ricinus communis (castor bean), 2888 nucleotides. RefSeq lists its product as uncharacterized. The record is from RefSeq and is a predicted model, not a curated record. NCBI's taxonomy places the organism in Eukaryota, Viridiplantae, Streptophyta, Magnoliopsida, Malpighiales, Euphorbiaceae. Gene Ontology annotation, molecular function: protein binding. The coding region runs from base 356 to 2818 and encodes 820 amino acids. The transcript is spliced from 6 exons.
GUUCUACAAAUAUUUUAAUUUUAAAUAAUUUUUUUAUUAAAGGCACAACUGAAUUCUUGCUCAUCAUAACAUAAGAUAGCCAUCUUUUUAUAAAUAAAUUAUUAACCAAUUAGUUUCGGUUAAUAAUUUUUUAUUUGAUAUCCAGAGUUAGUAUAAUUAAUUCAGAGUACGGCGAGGCAGUCCCAAGUCAAGUAAAUUUGUGCUGAUAUGAAAUUUCAUUUCAAUCGUGUAAAUUCCUCAUUUGGGCUGUAGAUACAAUGCAAAUGCAAAUCCAAGUUAGUUUUGUAGACUCAUUUUUGGUAAGCUAUUGAAUUUUCUGUAGAAGCAGAUAGAGGAGAGAUUUACAGAGAGAAACAUGGAAAAGAUCAAAGAAAUGACAAAGACAUUCCAUGCAAUCUCUAAGCAAGACUGGAAAAGUGUGACUAAAUUCUACGACAAGCAUCCUGAUUACAUGAUGUUUCCACUAAAUACAAACAGAGACACUGUUUUUCAUUUGGCAAUGUACAGCAAGAAGAGGGAACCUUUCGUUCAUCUGCAUCGAAUCUUCAGGGAUUACUCUGACAAUGAAGACGAAGAUGUCUUCUUUAGCAGGAAUGAAAGAGGUAACACAAUUCUGCACGAGGCAGUUGCUGUUGGAAAUCUUGAAGUCAUAACAUUUCUAGUCAGAGGCUACCCGAAGUUAAUUGAGAAGAAGAAUGAGCUGGACGAGAACCCAUUGUACACAGCAGCUGCCUUUGGUCAGACACAAAUAAUCAGGUUCUUCGCAGAGUUUUAUGGCCGACAAAGUCUUGUCAAGAUCAUGUCUAAAUGUGAAAGAAGAAAAAUUGAUGGCAAGUCUAUCAUUCAAGUUGCCAUUGAAGGAGAACAUUUUGAGACUGCUUUGGUGUUAAUAAAUUUGUUAAGAGAGAUGAAUCAGAUACAUAGGAUUCGAAGGUUGAAGGACAAGAAGGGCAUGUCUGCUCUUGACUGUCUCACUAAUUUGCCUUUUGCUUUCAGGAGUGGACACACCAUGGGCGUUUCUGAAAGCUUUUUCUACUUCUGCCUCCCCGUUCAAGAAGACAUUACAGCCACAUGCCUUUCCGAAGAUGACACCGCUACAAAUGCCAAUGAUGUUCAGUCCUUUUCGAGACAGCAUCUGGAUUUAGAGAACUGUGUGUUCUCCACUCGUACGCAUGAAGCUAGCAGAUUUGCUAUUUUUAACGUUCAAGUAACUCAUACGGCAGUGUUACAAGGGAUUAAGCAGUCAAUCUGGAAGUUCAUUCAAGGGUGGCAGGUGGAGAAAAUUUGGAGAAAGAAGAGAAAGCACAUAUUUGCUUUGAAGCUUGCCAGGUUACUAAUACAAGAAACCAUAUGGGGGGAUGAAUUUGGUGGAAUUCCAAGAGAGAACAUGUCUUCAGAUGAUGAAUUUGAAGGAAAUCCAAGAGAGAACACGGAGCACUCAUCGGAGGAGGAUGAAUUUGAAAGAAGUCCAGAGCGCUCAUUUUCCAGGGAUGAGAAUCAAGGGCAGCAAUCAUUUGAAGGGAGCAAUGAACUUAAAGAAAACCCAAGCAAGAACAUAGAGCAUUCGUCCGAGGAGGAUGAAUCUCAAGUAAAUAAACUUGAAGAAAAACCAAUUGAGGACGUAAAACAAUCAAGUGAUAAUGUAGAGUAUUCACCCGAGGAGGAUGAAUCUCAAGUAAAUAAACUUGAAGAAAACCCAAUUCAGGACGUAAAGCAAUCAAGUGAUAAUGUAGAGCAUUUAUCCGAGGAGGAUGACUUAGAAGGGAAUAAUUCUGAAGGAGGUCCAAGCCAGAAGCAUGAAUUCCGGAGGGAUAAACUUGAAGGAAAUCCAACAAGCCAGAAAACGUCUGCUCCUGAUGCUGAUCCGAUGUCUUUGUUUACGGCAACCAAGAUGGGAAUAAUAGAAAUAGUCCGGGAAGUAAUUGAGGAGUACCCUCAGUCUGUUGAGCAUCUUAACAAUAGAGGUCAGAACAUAUUACAUGUAGCUGUAUCCUACCGACGAGAAGACAUUUUCAACUUGUUAAAAGCGAUGGAAAUACCAUGGAUGAGGAUGACCCAAGUAAUUGAUACUGCUGGUUACACCUUGUUGCACCAAAUUGCAGACACCAGACACUACACUGGCGGCACCAAGCCUGGUCCUGCACUUCAGCUACAGGAAGAGUUGCUGUGGUUUGAUCGUGUGGAGAAAGUAGUUCCCUCGUACUACGCAAUGCAUCACGAAAACAACAAGAAUCAAACCCCGAAUGAGCUCUUCAAAAUAAAACAUCAGAAACAGCUCGAACAAGCGCAGCGAUGGGCCAAGGAAACCUCUCAAUCCUGCUCGACUGUUGCAGUCCUGGUUGCUACUGUCGUAUUUGCAGCUGCGUAUACCGUACCAGGAGGUACAAAUGAGCAAGGAUUUCCGAACUUUCUCAACUCCCCAUAUUUUCUUUUCUUCACUAUCAUGGAUGUUAUUUCCUUGGCCUGCUCCUUGACCUCUGUCGUAGCUUUCCUCUCUAUCCUCACCUCUCCCUUUGAAUUUGAGGAUUUUCGGCGCUCUAUUCCUCGAAAACUCAUCUUCGGCUUCACUCUGCUGUUCUUCUCUGUCAUUACAACCAUGCUCGCGUUUGGUUCCACUAUCCUGCUUGUCAUUCGCAAGGAGAAACAGCUGACAGCAAGUCUCAUUUCGGUUGCUGCUUUUUUCCCUGUUUCAGUAUUUGCUUUCUUGCAAUUUCGUUUAUAUGGGACUAUGAUGAAAGACCUUGUUUCUAUCAUUAUCAAGUUUCUUCCAUGUUUUAGAGUCCUUUCUCGAUCUCGUUAUCCCAAGUUGUAUGCAUAGUCCUCUGUUUUUCUUGGUUAAAAUCUUGUUGUUCACAUCAAAUUCAAGAUUUGAUCCUUCCUGUGUUGAA